Molecule: messenger RNA, 4106 nt
Organism: Cherax quadricarinatus
Lineage: Eukaryota; Metazoa; Arthropoda; Malacostraca; Decapoda; Parastacidae
Source: RefSeq, a predicted model, not a curated record
UGUCAGCUUACAUCAGCAGCAGCAGCAGCAGCAGCAGCAGCAGCAGCAGCAGUCAACAACACUGUUGAGUGGCGGGAAUCACAUUCAUCUUCUCAUCACUUAUUUCACUUCAUUAUUCGCCUGUUUUGAGUUAAUUAUACUGCUUGACUGAGUGAAGGUGCCAGUCAAGCAAAAUGUCUCGAAUUGACAGAUUGGCCAUCCAAGGCAUACGAAGCUUUGGACCAGAUGAACCAAGAAAGAUUCAAUUUUUUUCCCCUCUUACUCUCAUUCUUGGUCAGAAUGGCUGUGGAAAGACUACAAUUAUUGAGUCGCUGAAAUACAUAUCUACAGGGGAAGUGCCACCAGGUUGUGGGCGUGGAGGCUCUUUUGUCCAUGACCCGAAGAUGGCCAAGGAGUUAACAGUACGAGGGCAGAUUAAGUUACUUUUUCAAGAUACUCGAGGACAACUCAUGGUGACAACUCGAUCUUUAGAGACUACACAGAAAGCCAAGAAAUUGGAAUGCAAAACCUUAGAUGCUACAAUCAAAAGAAUGGCUCCUGAUGGAACUAGCAUUACUAUGUCAAGUAAAUGCUCUGACUUCGAGGCUCUGAUGGCUUCAUCCUUAGGUGUUUCUAAAUCUAUACUGAAUAAUGUAAUAUUUUGUCAUCAAGAGGAAGCAAAUUGGCCACUAGAUGAAGGGAAAAAGGUGAAAGACAGGUUUGAUGCUAUAUUCAACGCUACAAAAUACAUCAAAUGUUUGGAGACUAUUCGUAAGCUUCGAUUGGAAGUGAAAACCAAAAUAAAGAAUUUGCAAGAUAUCCUGGUUGAGUUAAAAAAGUGGAAGGAGGAGGCAAAUCGUAAACGUGUUGACCUAAAAUCUAAUGAAGACAAACAUAAAAAUAUUGAGGCUGAGAAACAGGGCUUGACUUCAGAACUGGAGCCAGUAAUACUACGUCUGAAACAAAUUUCUAAUAUAGAGGGGGAUAUAGGACGUAUAAGAGAAGAACUCAGUGGUAAACAACAUCAGCUAGAAUCCUUAAGAAGAACUCAAGAUGAAUUGAGAGCAACAUUGAGGGAACAGUUUACAUGUUCUGAUGAGGAACUGUACAAUAUGAUCAAAGACUUUCAACGAGACCUGGAACAAAAAGAAGCAGACCAAAGCAGGUUGGAGUCGCAAGUGUAUGACUUGGAGAGAGAGGUGGAGAAAACCCAGGAUGAGGUUGCAAGGGCUGUGAGGAGACAAGGAGAGUUGGAAUCUGCUCAUAACAGACAGAAAAAUCACAUUGACAGAAGAAAUAAACUGAUGACAAACAUAGUUGAAGAAUUUACAAUCACUGAGUUCCUUGGCAUCCAGAAUUUUAAGGAUGAGCAAGCAGAUUCAAUGUUAUCCCAACUGUUAAAGAUAAUUAAAGAGGAACGUGGAAAUAUUUUGGCCAAAAAAGAAGAAUGCGAAAAAGAAGAAGCCAAAAUUCAGUCUGAAAUUGAUGACCUGCGGUCUCGAGAAGCUGCUUUAGAUCAUGAAGUUAAAAUCAAAGGGACACAGUUAGAAGAACUUGGAAGGAAAAUGAGGCAAGCUAAGCAGACACUUUCACUUAAUGAGAGCAGAUUUUCUCUGAAUGAUCUUAAUGAAAUCAAGACUGAGCUGUUAGAAGUUGACCAAAUGAUUGUUGCUGAAGAAGGAAAACUUGAUAUACACAAGGUGAUGGAAGAGAUUGAUGGGGGAAAGAAAAAAAGACGUGAAGUAGAGUACAAACUCGAUGAAAUUAAACGUGUUUUGGCAAGAAUGAAUCGUCAGGCUGAAGCUCGCUCACAGUAUGAUAUACAUGUAAAGGAGAGAAAAGACCUGGAAAACAAAGUUGCAUAUUUGAAGCGUAAAUAUAUUGAUGAACUGGAGCAUCUGCUUGGUGAGGUUCCUGAAGAUAACUUAAAAAAUAAAGUGGAAGCUUGCACAGUUAAUUUGAAGAGCCGCAUAUCAGAGCUGCGGAGAGAUAUGGAUAAAUUAAACAAGAGAAAGACACAACUCGACACCAGUAUCAAAGGACAUAAGCAACAGAUUGAGAGAAAAGAGAAGGAUAUUAAAGAUCUUGAGACCAAUAUUUACACCAUGUGUCAAGGAAAAGACCUGGAUAUUGCCUUGGAGAAGUCCAAGAAAGUUAAGGAUGAAUUAACACGUGACAGGGGAGAUUUAUCAAGUUCCAUUACUGUACUCACUCGGUUCACAGACAAGCUGAAACUACGUGACUGUUGCCCUUUGUGUCACAGAGAUUUUUCUACAAAAGAUGAAGUUAAUCAACUCAUUGAGGAGUUGGAAAGGAAGGUAAGUAGUGUCCCAGGAAAGCUAGAAUCUGUAAAGGAGAAACUUGCAAAGGAAGAGAAACUACAUGAGCAAAUGAUACAACUUAAGCCCCAGCGAGAUCAAGCCAAUCGUGCAGCUGCUGAACUGGAGAAAAUUCGAGCUCAGAUGAAUGCUGAAACGUCUGAACUGGAAGCAGUUUGUUUAGAAUUAGAGUCAAAGACAGAAAUUUUGGAAAUUAACCAAAGCGAUGAGGAGACAGCUACACAGAUGCAGCCAGAUAUAAUUAUGAUAGAUAAUAACUUGCGCAAAAUUAAACAGCUUAAGGAUCAAAUUGAAGACCUUCAGGCAACUUUAGGCAGCUCAGAUGGUGGGAUUGGCAUGGAAGAGGCCAUGAGCCAACAAAGUCAUUUAGAAGAUGAACUUCGUAAGUCCCAGACUAAAGUUGAAGACCUUCAAGACCAGCUACAGGAGCAUAAGGAAAAAGUGCAGGUCCUUAAGGAUCGUAAAUUAAGACUUUGUAGUCAAGAAUUAAAUAUGAAGACCAAACUGCAGGAAAUGGAAAAAUUAAAGGAAGAGGUGUCAAGAUUAGAGGAGGACCGGAAGCGUCUGAUGGAAGAGCGUGAUGCAGCACAGGCAGAGGUGGCCCCAUUCAAAUAUCAGAUUACCAGUAAAUUAGGAGAGAAAACCAAGGUUAUUCAAGGAAAGGAAGCCUGGAUUGAAACACAAAAUCAGAAGGUUAUUAUGAUUUCUGAAAAGCAUAGAUCUGUGAAUGAACUACAAAAAAGCAUAGCUUCCUAUGUGACUGGAGGUGAAGAAAAACAGCUAAUGGAGAGUCGUCAACAAGUAACAUCCAUCCAGGCAAAAGUGGCCUCUCUAGAAUCAAGCAAAAGGUCACUUGAAGAGCAAAAUCGUAAUAUCCACAAGGAAAUAACCAAUCAGAGAGAAAGAAAAAGAGGUCUAGAUGAUGAAAAAAAGAUUCGUGACAAAGAAAUUCAGGCAAAGCAACUAGAGCAGAGUAUUACAGUUUUAGAAGAACGCAUUACAGGAUUUGACUAUAAGACUCUCAUUGAUGAAAAGAAUCACCUGAAUGAAAAAUGGCACACAUUGCAAAACAAAAGAGCAGCAUUAGAUGGUCGUCUGUUGGAAGUUAAAAGGGUUAUUCAAGAUUUAGAAAGUGACCUUAAACGAAAGGAUAUUCGAGAUGCAGAGAAGAAUUACAGGGAUAAAUUUGUGGAAAUGAAGUGCACAGAUAUGGCAGCAAAUGAUAUGAAUAAAUACUACAAAGCUUUAGACACAGCUAUCAUGCGCUUCCACAAUGAUAAGAUGAAGACAAUCAACGGAAUCAUAAGGGAACUCUGGCGUACCACUUACAAAGGCAAUGAUAUUGAUUAUAUAGAGAUAAAAACUGAUGAAUCAGAAUCUCAGGGUGCAGAUAAACGAAGAACGUAUCAUUAUCGAGUUGUUAUGGUGAAAAAUGAUGUAGAAAUGGACAUGCGGGGCAGGUGCUCUGCAGGUCAGAAGGUUUUAGCAUCUCUUAUUAUUAGAAUGGCCCUUGCAGAGACAUUCAGUGCAAACUGUGGUAUUCUUGCACUAGAUGAACCAACUACCAAUCUAGACCGUGAAAACAUUGAUGCUUUAUCAUAUGCAUUGCUCAGGUAUGUUUGUUACUUUGAAGCAUUUAUAGCUUUCUUAAAUGUCCACAAUUUUACAGAAUAUAUUGUUUCCUUUUUGUCUGUUAUAUUAGUAAACCCUUGGCUUUAUGGCCAUCAGAAAGAGGGACAAAAUCUGAUAGGUCAUUUAAUUCAGAAACAAUGAACAGUCUGUUGGUUG